Meira miltonrushii is the source of this 701-nucleotide messenger RNA. RefSeq names its product putative RING-box protein 1. Lineage: Eukaryota; Fungi; Basidiomycota; Exobasidiomycetes; Exobasidiales; Brachybasidiaceae. Gene Ontology annotation, cellular component: cullin-RING ubiquitin ligase complex; nucleus. Bases 29 to 331 code for a protein of 100 amino acids. Gene Ontology annotation, biological process: protein ubiquitination; ubiquitin-dependent protein catabolic process. The record is from RefSeq and is a predicted model, not a curated record. The transcript has 6 exons. Gene Ontology annotation, molecular function: cullin family protein binding; ubiquitin protein ligase activity; zinc ion binding.
CUCAUCACCGCCCAUAUCAAUUGCAACGAUGUCUGCUAUGGAAGUGGACUCAGCCAAGCCACCACGCUUCCAAGUACGCAAAUGGAACGCCGUAUGCUUAUGGAGUUGGGACAUCGUUGUUGACAAUUGCGCCAUCUGUCGUAAUCACAUCAUGGAUUUGUGCAUCGAAUGCCAAGCACAACAGGGCAGUGCAACAACAGAGGAAUGCACAGUAGCAUGGGGCCAAUGCAAUCACGCUUUCCAUUUCCACUGCAUCUCACGUUGGCUCAAGACUCGUCAAGUAUGUCCAUUGGAUAAUAGAGAAUGGGAAAUGCAAAAGUAUGGUCGAUAGAAGUAUCACAAAACACAAUCAAAGCAUACGCAUUCUUGUAUUCCGAUAUCAUCACGUUCCAUCUGUAUACUUCUACCUUCAAGCUUAAUCGAUCCAUUUUUGUCAAGAUCAGUGUUUGCACAACCGCCACAUCUUUUACCGCAUUCGCAAAACGCAGUUUUAGAUCUCAAAAUGAUGCACAUCCUCGUACGCCGUGAUGCAGAGAAAAUCCUUAUAGGGCGUAACGAUCAUGAUCUUACACUGCAUUCAUAGCUCUGACGAUUUUUGUAUGGCGAUGCUUUCAACUUAUGUCCAAGCAUUGAUUCUUGGUCACGCCCCCAUCGACACAGGAAGGCAGUAUGCGCCUCUUUGCAUGCCACUUAAUACGCAU